Molecule: messenger RNA, 588 nt
Organism: Guillardia theta CCMP2712
Lineage: Eukaryota; Cryptophyceae; Pyrenomonadales; Geminigeraceae
Product: FKBP-type peptidyl-prolyl cis-trans isomerase
Exons: 2
Coding region: 1-588 (195 amino acids)
Biological process (GO): protein refolding
Molecular function (GO): peptidyl-prolyl cis-trans isomerase activity
Source: RefSeq, a predicted model, not a curated record
AUGACUGAGGGAACGUCGAGAAGGGAGCUGCUCCAGCUUUCCCUGGCCGUGACCACAGGAGCCCUUGCAGCACCGAUCUCUCCUGCCUUAGCUCAAGAUGCUUUCAGCUCGUCGUGGCCACAACAUGACGGCAAGUUCAAAGAGGAAGAAUUUGCUGAUUUUAAGGUAUUCAGGAUUUUUGGAUUUGGCUCUUUUGAUCGCAUCCUGCAGGUCUCUGCUUCAGGGAUCAAGUACAAGGAUGUGGUGGUAGGCGAAGGAUCGUCCCCCUCCCCAGAAGACACAGUCAGGGCUCACUAUGCCGGGUACCUUCUGGAUGGUUCGCUCUUCGACUCGUCUUACCGCCCUGCCCUCUUCCCUUUCUCACUCAUCACGCCCGACGGACCUCCAGUCGCGUUCAGGCUUGGCAGAGGCUCACUGAUCCCCGGCUUCGAGGAAGCGCUUCUGGGGAUGAAGACAGGGGGGAAGAGAGUCGUUUUGAUCCCUCCCAAGCUCGCAUACGGCGAGAGAGGAUCAGGGCCGAUCCCUCCCAACUCGCCCCUUGUCUUCUAUCUGGAGCUGCGAACCAUCGGGGGUGGAAUGACGCUGUGA